This is a messenger RNA of Parasteatoda tepidariorum (common house spider), 4797 nucleotides long. RefSeq names its product protein O-mannosyl-transferase Tmtc3. Lineage: Eukaryota; Metazoa; Arthropoda; Arachnida; Araneae; Theridiidae. Gene Ontology annotation, biological process: protein O-linked glycosylation via mannose. Gene Ontology annotation, molecular function: mannosyltransferase activity; protein binding. Gene Ontology annotation, cellular component: endoplasmic reticulum. The record is from RefSeq and is a predicted model, not a curated record.
AAUCGAUAACCUUUAUAUGAAAAUCAUCGCUAUCGCCAGGUAAAUUUAAUGGCUGUCAAAUUAUGUUUACUUUCUAAAUGAUACUAAAUUAUAUUUUGGUUGUGUCCUAUACGUGCCUUAGUCAAUUUUCCGUGAUAGGUUAUUAAUUUUUUAAAGAUGACUGCAAGUGGUGAAACUUCUACACAAAGACCUUUACACUUUGUUGUAUUAGUAGUCGCAGCCUUUCUGUGUUACUAUAAUUCCCUGUACUGUGGAUUUGUCUUUGAUGACAUGUCUGCAAUUAGAGACAACAAAGAUCUCAGACCUUCCACACCUGUACUUAAUCUUUUCUUUAAUGAUUUUUGGGGAACACCUAUACAUAAGGAGCACAGCCAUAAAUCAUAUCGACCGUUAACGGUUAUCACUUUUCGUAUCAACUAUUAUCUUCAUCAACUUAGUGCUUGGGGAUACCAUUUUUUCAAUAUUAUUCUACAUGUUUUCGUCUGCAUUUUGUACUUACGAUUAUGUCAAUAUUUUUUAUCUUCUACUGCUAGUUUCAUUGCUGCGCUUUUAUUUGCUGUACAUCCUAUUCACACAGAAGCGGUAACUGGUAUUGUAGGAAGGGCUGAAAUUCUAUCUUCAAUUUUCUUCCUUCUGGCUUUCAUAGCUUAUAUUAAAUCCACUUUACCUCUGCAUAAUACUGGCAUAAAUCGCCUUCCUUUGAGCUGUUGUCUAUUUUUUAUCAUUUGUGCUACAUUGUCUAAAGAACAAGGCAUUACUGUUGCUGGUGUGUGCUUCUUGUAUGAAAUUUUUGUUGUUCAAAAGCUCCGUUUCAGUGAUUUGGCACAACUUUUACAAAAUGGAUCUAUAUUCAAAGGAUUACCCAUGUGGCUUAGAAAUAUGGUAAUUAGAAUUAGCUUUGUUGCAGCCAUUACCAUUUGCCUUCUAAUAGCUAGAGUUAAAAUUAUGGGAGCACAGUUGCCAAUAUUCACGAAAUUUGAUAAUCCAGCUGCUGCUUCUUCUACUCCAGUUAGACAAUUAACAUUCAAUUACUUACUACCAGUUAAUGCUUGGCUUCUUCUGUUUCCUUCUGACUUGUGCUGUGAUUGGACGAUGGGAACUAUUCCACUUAUAACUUCACUCUUAGAUCCUCGUAAUUUAGCCACUCUUGCCCUUUAUGCAACGUUAGCUGCUAUGUUAUGGUUUGCUUUGACCGCAGACCCGAAACACUUCCAAAUUAUAUCUAUAUCAAUGUCACUUCUGGUGCUUCCAUUUCUACCUGCUUCAAAUAUGUUUUUUCCUGUGGGCUUUGUGGUGGCAGAACGGAUAUUGUACAUACCUAGUAUGGGCUUCUGCUUUCUUAUAGCCUAUGGAUGGAGCCUUAUAUACAGAAGAAUGGGAAGAAAACGUUAUUUGAUAUAUCUUAUACUAGUAGUCAUUAUAUUUCAUUCUUUAAAAACGAUUCUAAGAAAUUUUGAUUGGGUGUCUGAAAAAGAAAUAUUUGCUGCUGGUCUAAAAGUAAAUCAAAGAAAUGCUAAGCUGUAUAAUAAUGUUGGCCAUGCCUUAGAAAGUAAAGGCCAAUUCAGUGAAGCUCUGCAUUAUUUUCUGCAAGCUGCAAGUGUCCAACCUGAUGACAUUGGUGCUCAUAUGAAUGUGGGGAGAACCUACAACAACUUAAAAAUGUACGAUGAAGCGGAACAAGCAUUUUGGAAGGCUAAAAAUCUUUUACCUCGAGCUCGUCCAGGUGAAACAUAUCAGGCUCGCAUCGCUCCGAGCCACCUUAAUGUCUUUUUAAAUCUUGCAAAUUUAAUAUCUAGAAACGGCACCAGACUUCAAGAAGCCGAUGCACUAUAUCGUCAAGCUAUUAGGAUGCGUUCUGACUAUAUACAAGCCUAUAUAAAUAGAGGGGAUAUUCUCAUAAAGUUAAACAAGACUUCUGAGGCAAGGGAAGUUUAUGAAAAAGCAUUGUCUCUCGAUAACAACAAUCCGGAUAUAUAUUAUAAUUUGGGUGUUGUGCAUCUGGAACAGAGCAAACUAACCGAAGCUUUGGAAUAUUUUGAUAAAGCCUUAGAGUUAGAUCCAGAGCAUGAACAAGCACUGAUGAACUCUGCUGUUCUUAUACAAGAGAGUGGCAAUGCUUUGAAGAGAAAAGUGGCCUAUGACAGACUUCACAAGUUACUGAAGAAAGGGAAAGUAAACGAGAGAAUUUAUUUUAAUCUUGCAAUGCUUGCCAUGGAUGAUAAAGAAAAUUCGCUCGCUGAGAGAUGGUUUAAGGAAGCUAUUGAGAUAAAGAAAAACUUUCGAAGUGCACUUUUCAACUUAGCGCUUUUGCUUACUGAUGAUCACCGUCCUCUGGAAGCAGUGCCUUUUCUCAAACAACUUCUUAAGCAUCAUCCUGAGCAUGUGAAAGGUCUAAUUCUCCUUGGUGACAUUUAUAUCAACCAUAUUAAAGAUCUUGAUGCUGCCCAAAAGUGCUAUGAAAAAAUAUUGGUAUUGGAACCUACAAACAUUCAAGCAAUUCACAACUUGUGCGUUGUUUAUGUAGAAAGGGGCUUCCUGCAAUAUGCAGAGGCUUGUCUCCUAAAGGCCAUAUCCUUAGCACCAAAAGAAGAAUACCUACACAGACAUUUGUCUAUCGUCCAAGCGCGAAUGAAGAAGCACACUAGUGAUACCAUGAAGUCAAAAUUUAAAUCAAGCAAUGAAGAUAGCGCAUCUAUCCAGCCAACGUCUAGCCUACCUGCGUCUAUGGAGCUAUCAGAGAACUUAGUGUAUGCAGAUUCAUCUGCAGUGCCAAUGAAGAAAAAAGAGCAAAGUAUAUUGCAGCAGCAAAAUAUAUCGAUUAAGAGAUGAGUUGUUGAGUUAAAUAUUAAUAGGGUUUUUGAAUGAGUGGUGCUAAUGAUUUGUUAUCGAAUGUUUAUUCAUGUUGACUUAGCAAAAGUGUAAUAUCUUAUUAAGAUUGUGGAAAGGCAGAGAUUUUAUUUUUAUUUUUUUUGAAUGCUGAGAUUCAAGGGGAGAGUGAGACUGAGAGUAUAAAAGAGUUACGGUUUAUUAAAUCAAAUCAGACUAACUUUGAAGUUAAAUUUGAAAGAAAGAAUUUUAAUUAUUGUUUGUGAUACAUGAAAACAAAAUUCAAACCAGGUUGCUGUGCUAUGCAUGCAAAAAAUUCUCAUCCUCGCUGCUUUCUUCAAUAUUUAGUAAUGGUUGAUUCUUAUAAAAUAUAUUUAAAUCCUAAUGUGAAAAGCUAGACUAGUAUAAAAUUAUUUUUAAAAACCUCUUUGCCUGUUUCAAAUGUUGCUUUCAUUCAAUUAGUUUUCUUUUGUGAUUAACCUAUUGCUUUCAGUGGAUUAGAGUGAUAAUUUUUGCUGUGUUGAAACACUGUUAGCAAGGGAUUAAUCAGAAAAUAUGUGAUUAUGUAGCAAAAGGUCAUUAAUAAAAAAUUUAUUUCAGGCCUCAGUUAAUAUUACUGUUUUAAGUCUAGUGAUUGUUUUGUAAUAAUUUAAUUUUUAUGUUCACAUUUUCUAUUUGAAAUCUGGUUAAAUGUUAUCAAUUAUAUAUUAGUGUAUAGCAAUACUUAAUCCACUCAAAAUCAGAAGUUUAAUGUCUUCAAGUGUUUGCACAAGAAAUUGUGUACCUAUUUUUCAAUUUUCACAGAAAUUUAAAUCCUUAUGUAAGCAUGCAUUAUCUACUUUACCACCUAUGUUUUAAGAUGCAUACUGUAGCAGGUUACAUAAUGAAUAAAACAUAUGUGUUGCUUACAACACAUUAAUGAAAUUGGGAAAAAAAAGACUAUUUCUUUCUGAAAAUGUGAGUGUGAAAAUUGCUUAUUCUUUAAAAUGAGGAAAAGUAGCCUUCCUAAACCUUUACAUGUUAAUGCUGUUUGAAAGAUUUUGUUUAUUUGUUUUACUGGAAUGCAACCUUCCUAAACCUAUGUUAAAUAUGUGUAUUCUGUACAUAAAAUCUGGAGCUUAGUGGAAGAAUAUGUUAAGUUAUAUAUUAAGUAGAAUUGAGAAUGGCAACUUUAAAAUGUAUAAAAUCAUAUUUCCAAUGAAAAUGAUUUUAUUUAGAAACUUAUGAAGAUGAAUUAUUGUUCUAAACUAGUAACUGACCAUAACUUUUUUUUCUAAAUGUUCUUUAACUAAUUAAUUCUUUUCAAAUGUUCUUGUGUUUCUACUAUUGAUGUUUGAUUCAGAGUUUAGUAGAAGAACAUGUUAAAUUGUAUAUCAAUUCGAAAAUAGCAGCUUUAAAAUGUAUCGAAGCAUAUUCCCAUUGAAUUUAUGACAGUAAAUUGUGCUUUUAUACUUAUUGUUGAUCAUAACAUGUUAUUUAAAAGUUCUUUAACCAAGCUCUAAAUAUAUUGCUACUAAUUUUUACAUUUGAUGGAGAUUGUUGUCUUGUAUGCAGAGUGUUUCAUAACCAUACUGAUAAACUUCUAGGGGAGGUAGAAUUGCAUAAGCUUUUAUCUAAAUAAUCUUAAAUUUUUGUUUUCUAAUAAGCACUGUCAAAAAUUACAUAGAUGUUUUAUCAUAAUUUAUGAUCUGGCAAGAUUUGCCAAGUUAGUUGCUAAAUCAUUAAACUACAAUAUACCAGCAAUUUAUAAGCAAUUAUGCAGCUUUUGACAAUAAUUAUUAAAAAAAAAUUCAAAUUAACAGGAAAUUAAAAUAAUUUAAAAUAACCAGUUCAAGGUGCACAUCAAAACAGUUCAUAAUAGGAAAGUGGCCCAGCACAUGAUGUGAUGCGUUAUCUAUCAUAUCUGCCAAUUCAAAUUCUUAAUAAUUUUCCCUAUCUUUCCUAGAAAGUUGUCUGUCUGGUCGUGAAACA